AUGACUUCAAGCGUACCUCGACCAGGCCCGGCGAACUUGGGCCCCAAUGCCGGACUCGAUGAGUGGCUCGAGGAGGCGAAACAGUGCCACUAUCUUCCCGAGCGAGCCAUGAAGGAGCUUUGCGAAAAGGUUAAGGAGAUUUUGAUGGAAGAGUCCAACAUUCAGCCCGUCUGCACGCCAGUAACGGUUUGUGGCGACAUCCACGGCCAGUUUUACGAUUUGCUGGAACUUUUCCGCGUCGCUGGCGGCAUGCCAGGAGAAAGCAACGUCCAAGCACCGAAAACAUCGACCACCGUCAUCACCUCGCAAGAUAUCGAGCCUCCCGAGAUCACGAAUCCGAAGCUGCUUAAGAAAUUAAAAUCACCAAGCAACGAAACCAUAGACCGCGACUCCGGCGACGAAGCGGACGCAUCAACAGAGGCCGCAGCUGGCUCUGCGGAUAUCAAUAGCACCGUCCCUUCUUCACAAAGCGCGGAGACUCGAUUCAUAUUCCUCGGUGACUUUGUCGACCGCGGCUACUUCAGUCUGGAGACAUUUACAUUGUUAAUGUGCCUCAAAGCCAAAUAUCCCGAACGUAUAGUUCUAGUCCGUGGCAAUCACGAGUCGCGUCAAAUUACCCAGGUGUACGGCUUCUACGAAGAAUGUCAACAGAAAUACGGAAACGCGUCGGUGUGGAAGGCAUGCUGUCAUGUAUUUGACUUCCUCGUCCUCGCUGCCAUUGUUGAUGGAGAGGUCCUCUGCGUCCACGGUGGCCUAAGUCCGGAAAUCAGAACGAUAGAUCAAAUUCGCGUCGUGGCGCGCGCACAAGAGAUCCCUCACGAAGGCGCUUUCUGUGACUUGGUGUGGUCUGAUCCGGAAGACGUCGAGACAUGGGCAAUCAGUCCACGAGGUGCCGGCUGGCUAUUCGGCGAUAAAGUGGCAACAGAAUUCAAUCACGUCAACGGGCUGAAGCUGAUUGCACGCGCCCAUCAGCUGGUCAACGAAGGAUAUAAGUACCAUUUCCCAGAGAACUCUGUCGUCACAGUCUGGUCGGCGCCAAACUACUGCUACCGGUGCGGAAAUGUUGCUUCCAUCAUGACCGUUGACAAGGAUCUCGAUCCCAGGUUCAGCAUCUUUUCGGCUGUGCCUGAUGAUUUGAGACACGUGCCCGCCGGGCGGCGGGGCCCAAGCGACUAUUUCCUGUAA
Messenger RNA from Akanthomyces muscarius, 1185 nucleotides. RefSeq lists its product as uncharacterized. Lineage: Eukaryota; Fungi; Ascomycota; Sordariomycetes; Hypocreales; Cordycipitaceae. Gene Ontology annotation, cellular component: cytoplasm. Gene Ontology annotation, molecular function: protein serine/threonine phosphatase activity. The record is from RefSeq and is a predicted model, not a curated record. Gene Ontology annotation, biological process: G1/S transition of mitotic cell cycle; peptidyl-serine dephosphorylation. The coding region runs from base 1 to 1185 and encodes 394 amino acids. The transcript is spliced from 4 exons.